Molecule: messenger RNA, 1698 nt
Organism: Theobroma cacao (cacao)
Lineage: Eukaryota; Viridiplantae; Streptophyta; Magnoliopsida; Malvales; Malvaceae
Source: RefSeq, a predicted model, not a curated record
AUGUGCUGCUUACUCAUCAGAUCCUUUCAACUCCUCUACCUUCUUUUAUUCCUCCUCAAUUUUCAAGCGUAUCUUUCAUCUUGUUCUUCUUCAAUAACACAACUGUGUUCUCCUGAAGUAGCUGCUGCAUUGAUCCAAUUCAAGACCUCUUUUUCCAUCAUUAAAGACUCAUCUUGGAAAUGCGAUGAAUCUUAUCCUAAGACAAAUUCAUGGAAGGAGGGUUCAGAUUGCUGCUCAUGGGAUGGGGUCGCUUGUGAUAGCAUCAAAGGUCAAGUGAUUGGCCUUGACUUGAGUUGCAGUCAGCUAUAUGGCAGCAUCCCUUCCAAUAGCAGUCUCUUCCAUCUUCCACACUUGCAGAAGGUCAACCUAGCCUUCAACGAUUUUCAGUUUUCCAAGAUGUCGUCUAAGUUUCGUCGGUUUGCAAGUCUAGUGUAUCUCAACCUCUCAAAUACAUACUUAGCAGGUCAAGUCCCAUCCCAAAUCUCCCACUUGUCGAAAUUGGUUUCACUUGAUCUCUCUGGGAAUUAUUAUCAACCACUUGACAGACAUACUUUGGAAGGACUUGUUCAGAACCUAACAGAGGUGAGACACCUUUUUCUUAAUGAUAUCAAUAUGUCUUCUGUUCAUCCUAAUGCCUUGAUGAAUCUAUCCUCAUCUUUAAGGACUUUUAAUCUCAACUAUUGUGAUUUGCGAGGAAAAUUCCCAAAAAACAUUUUUCAUCUGCCAAACCUCAAGUCACUCUAUUUAGCAGACAACAUAAACCUCACUCUCUAUAUUCCAAAGUUGAACCGGAGCAGCAAUCUUGAAAUUUUAGAUCUAUCAUUUGUGUCCUCUUCUAUGGAAUUGAUGGAUUCGAUUGGGAAUCUAGUUUCCUUGAAGCAUUUGGUUCUCUACGGGGCCAACUUAAUGGGAUCAAUUCCGAGACCAUUGUGGAAUCUAGUUUCCUUGGAAUAUUUAAAUCUUGGUAAUUCUAACUUAUCAGGAUCUAUUCCGAGAUCAUUGAGGAACUUCACCCAACUCUGUUAUUUAGACUUGUCAGGGAAUUAUUUUAGUGGACAAAUUCCAUCCUCACUUACAAACCUAAGACAGCUAGAAUUCUUAUCCAUUUCUCAUAACCAAUUAGAGGGUUCCAUUCCUGAUGCCCUUCCUAAUCUAAUCUCUCUGCAUUUAUCUUUUAAUUUACUCAAUGGAACACUUCCUUCAUGGUUGUAUACAGUUUGCACAAUGAAGCAAAUAUAUCUCAACGAUAACAAGCUCAGUGGUGAUAUCAAGGAAUUCCAAUGCAAAUCACUAGAAAAGAUCUCUUUAGGGAAUAAUAAACUCAAAGGUCCUCUUCCAUCUUCAAUAUUCCAACUUGUGAAUCUUUCUACAGCUGACUUUUCACAUCUAAGUGGUAUUGUACAUAUUAACAUGUUCUCAAAACUCCAAAAUCUCCAAUACCUUGAUCUUUCAUAUAACAAUCUAUCGUUAAACUCUAAUGGUACUAGUGUUGAUUAUGUAUUUCCAAAUCUUAGGUAUUUGCUCUUGUCUUCUUGCAAUGUCAAUGAAUUGUCCCGAUUUUUAAAAGGUUCAAAAAGUUUGCAAUAUUUAGACCUUUCCAACAAUAAAAUUUAUGGCAAGAUUCCUAAGUGGAUGUGGGAUGUGGGGAAGGACUAUGCUGCACUUGAAUUUAUCUCACAACUCUUUUACAGAUUUUGA